AUGGGCACCCUGGCCUUUCCCAUGGCCUUUUUCCUCCUCUGCUUGACUCUGGAGAGCGUGCAAGGUGGAUAUGGCCCCCCCAGUGGCCUGGGAGCAGGAUUCUGGAUCUGGAAUGGGCUGGGAGCCCAGCCAGGCCCCCCAGCUCAGUAUGGCUACGGAGCAGGGAGAGGCAUUGGAGCGGGUGUGAAGCCCCAGAAGCCAGGGUUUGGAAAUGGGGAUGGGCUGGAAGCUGGGGCCCUUCCAGGGGCUGUGACCCAGCCAGGAUUUGGGAGCAGAAAUGGUUUGGGAGUCUGUGCUUUUCCAGGGGCAGGAACCCUGCCAGGUCUGGGAGGGGGAAUGAAACCUCAAAAGCCAGGCAUUGGAGGGGGCACGAAACCUCAAAAGCUAGGCUCGGGAGGGGGCAUGAAGCCUCAGGAACCAGGAUAUGGCAAUGGAGUUGGCCUGGGGACCCCCGAGCCAGGCUUUGGAGGGGGCAGAAAACCCCAGAAGCUGGGUGAGACCCACCCUCUUGCCUCCCAACCUGGUCUCACACAGCAAACACUCAUUCACCAGACCAGUCCUGGCCCGCAGCAACCAGGCUAUGGAGGGGGUGUGAAGGCCCAGAAGCCAGGAUUCGGAAAUGGGAGCAUGCUGGGAGCCCAGCCAAGCCGAGCAGCCCAGAAUGGAUUUGGAGCAGGCUUUAGAGAGGGCGUGAAGUCCCAGAAGCCAGGAUAUGGGAACAGGCUGGGAACUGGGGCCUUCCCUGGGCCAGGAACCCAGCCAGGACAUGGAAAUGGGAAUGGACUGGGAGCCCGGCCAGGCCUGGAAGUGAACGCGAGGCCUCAGAAGCCAGGUCCUGUGGCUCAGGACAGCUAUGGACUGGGCUAUGGAGAGGGCAGGAAGUCCCUGAAGCCAGGCUUUGGAAACAGGAAUGGGCUGGGGGCCCAGUCAGAAGAAGCCAUCCCAGGUCUCCUGGGCAGCUUGGAGUUCACCACCCCUCCCUUCCUCCCACUUCAGGUCCCUGCGGUGGGGGGGGUCGCUCCACUGUUCCUCCCCAGGCCUGCCACUCCAGAGGUCCCUUCGGAUAACGAGGGUGACUGGGGCCUCAAAUCCCAGCCCCCUCCCCCUGUGCAGAACGGCAAGUUCCCAGGAUACCGGCCUCCCAAUGGCUAUGGACUGGCAGUCUCCCCAGGCUUUGCUUGUGGCCUCAAGCCUCAGAAAGUUGGUUUUGGUUAUGGGACUGGUGUUCUGGAAGCUGGGGUCUUCCCCGAGGCCUGCCCACAGCCAGGGUUCCCUGGGGCCCACAGCUUUAGGAACGGGUAUGGGGAAGAAGCUCUUGUGUACCCCAAAGCCGCUCCAGCCCCUGAAGAAGACGGUCAGGCCCGGGCCCUGUGGGGCUCUCCCUGGCCCGCCCUCCAGCCAUGGGGGUCCAGCUCGAAGCCAGGAUAUGCGGCUGGAGGCACAUUUGCAGGGGUCAGGAGCCAGCCAGGGCUCUAUGGGCAGCUGAGGUCAGAGCUGGGCCCUGGGCCCUUUGGUGAGGGCGCCCACUGCGCGCGUGCAGCGCCUGGUCUGAAGGACCGUUGCCGGGAGGAUGGCGAGGGCGGAGGCGGUGCCGCGACAGACGGUGAUUGGCUGGAACCGGGGGAAGGCGGGAAGAAGAACUUGCCUGAACGCGCUGACGUCUCUGAUUGGCUGCUAAGGGGAGAAGGAGGCUGCCGGCGGCGCGCGCGGGGCCCUGGGGCGGCGGCGGCCAAGCUGGCGGCGCCGCUACCCCGCUCCCGCUCGCACCUGCGGCUCGCCCGCGCCCGCUCGCGGCUGGGCCGGGCCCGUCCGUCGCUGCCGCCGACCCCGCCGCCCGCGCCGUCGCUGCCGCACCCGCCGCUGCCCUGCCUGCCGCCCGGCCUCAGCCCCGCGCCGCCGCCGCCGCCGCUCUCGGCGCUCGCGCUGGCCGAGCUGCCCCCGCUGCCCGCGCUACCGCUGCGGCCCGAGCUGCCAACGCCCUGGGGCCCCGGCGCGCACCUGGCGCUGCCCGAGCUGACCUGCCGCGCCUGCCCGCUCCCGCGCCGCCACCCGCGCACCUGCCGCUGCCGCCGCUGCCCGAGGCCGCCGCCGCUCCCGGGCCCGUGA
Molecule: messenger RNA, 2106 nt
Organism: Cynocephalus volans (Philippine flying lemur)
Lineage: Eukaryota; Metazoa; Chordata; Mammalia; Dermoptera; Cynocephalidae
Gene: GREP1
Product: glycine rich extracellular protein 1
Exons: 33
Coding region: 1-2106 (701 amino acids)
Source: RefSeq, a predicted model, not a curated record